Messenger RNA from Protopterus annectens (West African lungfish), 3600 nucleotides. RefSeq names its product CCAAT enhancer binding protein zeta (gene CEBPZ). Bases 286 to 3378 code for a protein of 1030 amino acids. Lineage: Eukaryota; Metazoa; Chordata; Ceratodontiformes; Protopteridae. The record is from RefSeq and is a predicted model, not a curated record. The transcript has a single exon. Gene Ontology annotation, cellular component: nucleus.
GGACGGAAGAGCAUGUUACGUAGGGAUUCGUUCGUCGUCAAACCGUGUAUCAACCAGAUGUAAAAUAUGCGGCUGCCCCCGACUGAUGACGUUAGUGCAGUAUGUGAAGCUACAGUGUCUGUGGAUGUAUUAGAACGGCUGUCCGUUCAUUCUGUAACCACGUGAUUUUUUGGUUAAACCGUAGCAGAAAUCUUUGAAAUAUUUGCGGCUUACUAUUUUUGUGCCGUUUAGAAACUGGAAGUAGUGUUUCCAGUGGUCAUACGGUAGUAGUUAUACUUGAACAACAUGGCUGUGGUAAAGCGUGGAAAAAAACAGCAAGAUUACAGUGAACAGUCAGAAGAUGGUGAUGGCGCAGACUUGCAACAGGUAGAUGAAUUCUCAUUAGAUCAAGUUUUACGUCUUGGCGGGACGAAAAAUGACUAUGUUAUGCUUGCUGCUGUUGACGAAAAUUGUGAACUGGUUGAUGGUGGCAAGAAAAACGCCUUUGAUGAUUUUGAAGAAGGGGAGUUGGAAAACUUUGUCCGGCAGCUUGGCAUAGAUAAAUUAUCAGAAACUGUAGAACAGAAUAAAGAGAAGUCCAACAAAAAGAAAAACAGCGAAAAUAAACAAGAAAAGCAGGCCCCAGCUACAGUAACAAAUAUAGAGCAAAGACACAUUGGCACAAUAGUAAAACAGGUUGAAACGGAGUGGCUUAAGAAAAAAACACCCCAGCAUGACGAUGGGGUUAGUACCAGAACAGAAUCUAUUAAACGAGCUAGACUCCAAGACACUUUGGAGUUCCAACCUAAACCGGUGUUGUUGAUUAAGCCGGGAGGCAAAUGGUAUGAGCUAGAUUACACAGCAGAAACCACUUCAGAAUCGCAGAAGGACAAUGAGAUAAUCCAGUAUAAAACAUUAGCACAGCAGAUAUAUGAGCAUGAAAUUCAAUUGUAUAGGAGUAAGAAAGACCACCAAGAAGGAGGUAAUACCAUGUGGAUUAAAACUGUUGUGUCUACAGGGACACUAGCAGAUCGUAUGGCAGCUAUGACACUUCUUAUCCAGGAUGCUCCUGUUCAUUCACUUCACUUUGUGGAAACCUUGGUAAACAUCACAAAGAAAAAAGGCAGCAGACAUCAGUGCUCAAUGGCACUGGACACUCUCAAGGAACUUCUCCUAUCUGACCUUCUCCCAGACUCUCGUAAGUUGCAGAAUUUCUCUCAGCAUCCUUUCAAUAGGCUUGAAGAGCUUUGUAGUGGUAAUAGGGAUGCCAGGGAUAGGCGGCUGUUACUGUGGUACUUUGAGCACCUGCUUAAGCACCAGGUGGAAGAAUUUGUACAAGUUUUGGAAACAUUAGCUCAUGACCCUGUAUCAACAAUCAAAACUCGGGCACUUAUGGCAGCUCAUGAACUUCUGUGCAGUAAACCUGAGCAAGAGAAAGCAUUACUUGUUCAGGUGGUAAAUAAAUUGGGAGACCCUCAUUGUAAAACAGCCACCAAGGCCUCUUAUCUUCUUGAAACUUUACUUCACAAGCAUCCUAACAUGAAGUUAGUUGUGUGUAGUGAAAUAGAGAGACUUCUCUACCGACCGAAUAUAAGCCCCAAAGCCCAAUAUUAUUCCAUUUGCUUUCUUAACCAGUUGGUUCUAAGUCAUGAAGAAAGUGACUUGGCAAAUAAACUUAUAUCUGUGUAUUUCUCAUUCUUCCGAGCCUGCAUCAAGAAAAAGGAUAUUGAAUCAAAAAUGCUUAGUGCUCUGUUAUCUGGUGUCAACAGGGCUUAUCCUUAUGCCAGUAUUGAUAAUGAAAAAAUUCAAGAGCAUUUAAAUACUGUUUUUAGGCUUGUACAAGUAGCCAAUUUCAAUACGAGUGUUCAAGCUUUGAUGUUGCUUUUUCAGGUAAUGGACUCUCAACAGGCCAUGUCUGAUCGCUAUUAUGCAGCAUUGUACAAGAAGUUAGUAGAUCCUGGGCUGUCUGUAUGCUCCAAACAAGCUAUGUUUCUUAAUCUUUUGUACAAGUCUUUAAAGGCAGAUACUGUGUUAAGGCGGGUGAAGGCCUUUGUGAAGAGAAUUCUGCAAGUAAUCUGUACUCAAAUGCCACCCUUUGUUUGUGGAGCAUUGUUUCUAAUAUCUGAGCUCAUGAAAGUGAAACCAGGACUGAAAGUUCUUCUGCAGGAGCAGUGGGAUUUAGAUGAUGAACAUUUUCAAGAUAUUGAUGAUGAGUGGGAAGAUGCUGAUAAAGAAGUGAAAGCAGCUGGAACUGAGAGCCAGAUGGAACAUACAAAGAAAACGGACUCAAAGUCUGCUGCAUCCUGGGUACAUCACAAGAACAUGGAAGGCGGAAAAUACAUCGGUGUCUAUGAUCCACUACACAGGAAUCCUUUAUUUUGUGGUGCCGAAAAUGCUACCUUAUGGGAGCUUAGAGAGCUGUCAGGCCAUUUUCAUCCAUCUGCUGCUCUUUUUGCUAGGGCUAUCAUGGAGGGAUCUCAAAUUGAAUAUUCUGGUGACCCACUUCAGGAUUUCACAUUAAUGAGAUUCCUGGACCGCUUUGUAUACCGAAACCCAAAACAAAGUAAACAAAAAGGAGGUGUUAGUAGUGUUGUAAUGAAACCAAAGCAGAAACAUUUUAUGAAUGAUAAACACAGACUGCUUGUCAACAGUAAGGAGUUUAUUGAUCAAGAUGAAAGUAAAGUCCCAGUGGAUGAAGUCUUCUUUCAUAGAUAUUAUAAAAAACGUGAUGUGGAGAAAGGAAAAUUCAGGCCUGUUGAAGAUGAUGGAAGCAUAGAGGAUGUGGAUGAUGAUGAGUUUGAAAAACUUCUUGAUACUAUGGAGGUAGGUGAUGAACUAGGCAGUCUAGAUUUUGCUAGUAAUGUCACUAAAUCCAAACAAGGAACAAAGGAUGUACAAGAUGAUUCUGACCUUGAUGAUGAAGAAAUUUCUCUCAGUAGCAUGGAUGAGGAAGAUUUUGAGAAUGCAUCAGAUGAAUAUGAUGAUUUCACUGAAAUAAAUGAUAUUGAGCCAGAAUCUGAAGACAAAGCAGUUUCCAAGGUUGACAUCAAGUCUGGCAAAAGAAAGCAUUUAAUUAAAGAUUUUUCAGGGUCCUUUGAUGAAUCCAUGCGGGGAAAGACAAAGAAGUUGAAGAAACGGUCUGAGAAAGAGGCCGGUUUGUCUGCUACUGUUGAGGAGUUCGGUAGUUUGUUGGAUGAAAAUGCAGGGCUGAGAAUUGACACUACUGGCAUCAAUGCUAUGGCUUAUAAGGACAAAGCAGAUAUUAAGCAGCUCCGAUGGGAGGUAGAGCGUGAUCGCUGGAUUCAUGGCAGAGACAUAAAAAGUAUUAUCCGGAAGAAGAAAUUUCAGAAAAGAUUCCAUAGAAAGGAUAUGAAAAAGAGGGGCAAAACACGAUCGUAGCAAUGAUAUUUGGAUUGUAUUCAUUGUAGCCUGUACUUUUGAAAGUUUGUUGCAGUCAAGGAAUACCUGCUUUUCAUUUGUGACUUGUACAUAUUUGCUGACAACCUUUGCAUCUCUGUCAUUUUUGUCUUGUUCAACAGAUGUUUAGCAACAUUUAAGGGUGGACUGUAAAAUGAAUAUUUAAAAAAACAUGAUCAUUAAAAUUAACUGUUGCAAAUGUGA